Molecule: messenger RNA, 750 nt
Organism: Ustilaginoidea virens
Lineage: Eukaryota; Fungi; Ascomycota; Sordariomycetes; Hypocreales; Clavicipitaceae
Exons: 2
Coding region: 1-750 (249 amino acids)
Molecular function (GO): transmembrane monodehydroascorbate reductase activity
Source: RefSeq, a predicted model, not a curated record
AUGGCCAGCUCGGAUGACCAGACCGAGCCGCUGCUGGCAUCUCAACCUGCUGCUGCUCGACAGAAUUCCCACAUGGAACCUUUGCUGGGGAAACCAGGUGACGCAGUCUUACCACAGGGAGCAUCCGUCAUGAGGGGCUUCUUCAUAGGAACCGGCAUCCUCGCCCAGCUGGGCUCCGUCCUCCUGUGCAUCAACAUCUGGGCGCAUAUAUUCCUCCGGCCAGUCAUAUUGUUCUCCGGACAUCCCCUUGCCAUGUCCAUUGGCAUCUUCAGCCUCGUCCAGGCCAUUCUGAGCCUGCAGCCCACCGUCACGCCUGCGCAGAAGUGCCUCGGGCAGCGCAUCCAUGCCAGCCUCAACAUCUUCGCCCUUGUCAGCUUCCUCGCCGGCGUCGUCUUCAUCCAAGUCAACAAGUCGCUCUACAAUCUGCCCCAUUUCCACUCCGCGCACUCUGUUCUCGGCGGGCUCACCUUGCUCGUCAUGAUGGCUCAGUACAUUGUCGGGUUCACCAUGCUCUUCACCCCCCGACUGUACGGAAGUGUCGACCGGGCCAAGAGGCUGUACAUUUACCAUCGGUAUGCGGGGUACUUGAUCCUGGUGCUGCUGCUGACGACGGUCUGCAUGGCCAUGCUCACGGAUUACAACCUGCAUGUUCUCAACAUCAACGUCUGGGGCGUCAUGCUGGCCAAUCUGGUUAUUUUGGCGGGCGUCAUCUCGCGCAUUCAGAAGCACAAGAUGGGAUAUGGGGCCUAG